AUGUCAGCGUUCACCAUCGAAAACAUCUACGAGAUUGCCGGGAGACAGGCCAUCGUCACCGGUGGCGGGUCGGGGAUCGGGCAGAUGAUCUGCCAGGGCUUUGCCGCCAACAACGUUGACGUCGCUGUUGUGGACCUCUUCCAGGACCGUCUCGACGAGACGGUGCGUCUGUGCGAAGAGGCGAAGAAGGAAACGGGCUCGACAGCAAAGAUCACGACGCUGUGCUACGACAUCGGUAACGAAAAGUCGAACGCUGCGCUUGUCGCCGACAUCAACAGCCACUACGAAAACGUGGACAUUCUUGUGAACUGCGCCGGGAUUCGGAGACAGAACCAGACGACGUUCACGCCGGGGGAGCCGCUCGAGAAGCUUGCGGAGGCCACAAACUCCAUUGGCUGGAAGGACUUCCGGGACACGUUUGAUGUGAACGUGUUUGGCAUGUACUUCCUCACGGCCGGGCUUGUGCAGAAGCUCGGCGAGGCCGCCGCCAAGGGCGACGGCAGAGGCUGUGUUCUCUGCUUCUCGUCCCCGUGCUCCGUGCACAACAACCAGUUUGUGCCAACGUAUCAGCUCUCAAAGGUGUCCAUUGACCACAUGGUCCGCAUCAUGGCUGCCGAGUUUGCCGACAAGUACAUCCGCGUGAACGCCAUCUCUCCCGGGCUCUAUGCCAGCCGCAUGACCCCUAUGUCGCCCGACGACGCCUCCUCGAACAUGAAGUACGUGCAUCUUGUUCCUGCCCGCAGAGCGGGCACUGCCGAGGAGAUGGUUGCAUGUGUCGUGUUCCUUUGCUCCAAGGGCGGAGCCUACAUGGACGGCCGGAACCUGCGUAUGGAGGGUGGCAGAUUGCUCACUCUCAAGGGCCACAUCUACAGCGACGAGUAG
Molecule: messenger RNA, 882 nt
Organism: Pichia membranifaciens NRRL Y-2026
Lineage: Eukaryota; Fungi; Ascomycota; Pichiomycetes; Pichiales; Pichiaceae
Exons: 1
Coding region: 1-882 (293 amino acids)
Source: RefSeq, a predicted model, not a curated record